Molecule: messenger RNA, 1908 nt
Organism: Penicillium maclennaniae
Lineage: Eukaryota; Fungi; Ascomycota; Eurotiomycetes; Eurotiales; Aspergillaceae
Product: fungal specific transcription factor domain-containing protein
Exons: 3
Coding region: 1-1908 (635 amino acids)
Biological process (GO): DNA-templated transcription
Molecular function (GO): DNA binding; zinc ion binding
Source: RefSeq, a predicted model, not a curated record
AUGGCGCAGCCACGCUGCAAGAUACCUACUUUUGCUCGGAUCAAUGAUCUUGAACGUGAAAUUUCUGUCCUUAAAUCUUUCAUUACAACUCUGAAGAAUGCCCCGGCUGAUACUCGAGAUACACUGCUGGCAUCAACCUCACUCGAUGACGGGCAAUCUGGGGCAUUCCAAGCCGUUACCGAGUUAGGACAAAAUAGCAACACUCGCAACAGCGAAGAUGUCCAACAAGGGCAGGAAAAUGCCUUGACUUUAUCAGACUCCGAAAUUGAUGAGUCGGAUGUCACUCCUUUUCUCUCCAUUGAUGAGUCGGGCAAUCCCGGUAAUUUUGGCCCGUCAUCCGCGUUACACGUUUUCACGAGUUCGGGUCAGUCUCCGAAACUAGCACAUAUUCAGGACCUAGAGCACAGGCGAAACAGUCUCGUCGCAAAUGCCGCUUUGCAAAGACAAGCGGAGCACCAUUUAUCUACCUUGCCCGAGAUUGCUGGUGUGCCCACUGAGGUAGCUUUACAUUUGUUGAAUGUACAUUGGGCUCGACAACACCAUACUUUUCUCUUGACAUAUCGGCCUGUUAUCAUGCGUGAUAUACAAGAAGGUGGCUGCUAUUCAUCUCAUUUCCUACUUAAUGCAAUAUUCGCUUGCUCCAGCAAAUUUUCGGAUCACUCCCGGGGGCAGGAGAACCCGUUUUUCGACAUCUGCGAGAAAAUCUUAGCGCAGAACUCGCUUCUUAUCCGCCCGACUAUACCCACUGUGGUCGGCCUCCUUCUCCUGGGGUCAACUCAUAAUGCGCGCGGGGAAACAACAAAAGGGUGGCUUUUUACUGGUUAUGCAGUUCGCAUGAUAUACGAUUUAGGGCUUCACCUGGACCCUCAAGGGACGACUGAGGAUCCCGAAGAGAUUGAGAUACGAAGACGAGUUUUUUGGGGGGCUUUUAUAUGCGAUAAACUUCAAAGCCUCUAUCUCGGACGGCCAGUGGCAAUCAAUGUCUAUGACCAUCAGGUCUCUCGGGAAUUACUCGACACCUUUGAAGAAAAAGAAACUUUUUUGUCAUCUGCUCCGCUACCGUCGCCUAUCUACUCCGUUUCUACUUUCCGACAGCUAUGCCUUCUAUCGAAAAUUAUGACUGUGGUGAUCAAUCGGUUUUAUGCAGUCAGAGCGACCUUCUCUAACGCACUUUCAAGCUUACAGAUGGUCAAGGCUGCGCUACAAAAAUGGAGAAAAAAUUUGCCUUCGCAGCUAGAACUGCAGCCAUGGAGCGAGAAUGCGCAGAUUUGUUCCUCGCCGAAUGUAAUGACUCUACAUGGCAUAUAUCACUCUCUCAUCAUCCUGCUUUAUCGACCAUUCAUUUCUGAUGGCCAUCUACGCUCUGCAAAUGUACCCCAGCACUCUUGGGAACAAUGCACUGGAGGGGCAAACCAAAUAUCGGCGAUCGUGCGAGCCUACAAAGAUGCACAUGGCCUUUCAAAAGCCCCAUACCUCAUGGCUUAUUCUUUAUAUGUAGCAUGCACCAUUCAUGUGCGGAAUGCAGCGGGAGAGCUCAAUGGGUUUGGCGAACACACCAUGCGCUUGGUUGCAAAUCUUGAGUAUUUGAGCAUGAUGUCCAUCACUAACCCUGGUGUACAACGACCCAUUCAAAUCAUCAAAAAGCUUGUCGCCUCGAAUAAUAUCAAUCUCAAUAUUGAUCAAACUUUGAAACCUGCCCCAUCUACCGAAAUUUUUGAUUUGGAUCUUAUUUUCGGCACAUUUCCGACUUUUGGCGGUCCAGAAUUUUCAGAGAUGGGCGAGCAUAGCGAGGGUUUAGAACAAGCUCAUCCAGUAGAUCCAUUGUUCGGUUUCAUGGACGCUACUAUGCUCCCUUCUGGUGAUUUCUCCAUCUCGGGUCCGAUUUUAGGAUAUGAUUCUUUAACUUGA